Mustela erminea (ermine) is the source of this 1169-nucleotide messenger RNA. RefSeq names its product NIMA related kinase 6 (gene NEK6). Bases 228 to 1169 code for a protein of 313 amino acids. Gene Ontology annotation, biological process: protein phosphorylation. Gene Ontology annotation, molecular function: protein kinase activity; ATP binding. Lineage: Eukaryota; Metazoa; Chordata; Mammalia; Carnivora; Mustelidae. The record is from RefSeq and is a predicted model, not a curated record. The transcript has 10 exons.
GUUUCCUUUUGGCAGUGGCUGGGGAUGGGAGUCUUGGGCAGGGGAAGUCCCGUACCGAGACAGGGCCAGCCCCUCUUCCUUCAGCCGCCCUGGCACAGCGAGGCCGCCCAGGUCCCCAGAGGCCGCUGUACCACACAUCUACCCUCCAUCUGAGCUGAGCAGCCCUCCUCCUGAGCCCUUCAGGAGCCACUUUGCAAGCCCCGUGCGCCGUGAGGCUGGCAUGCAGGAUGGCCGGACAGCCCAGCCACAUGCCCCCUGGAGGGAGCCCGAACAACCUCUGCCACAGCCCAGGGCCUGCCCAUGCCCCGGACCCACAGAGGCACCCAAACACCCUGUCUUUUCGCUGCUCGCUGGCCGACUUCCAGAUCGAGAAGAAGAUAGGCCGAGGACAGUUCAGUGAGGUGUACAAGGCCACCUGCCUGCUGGACAGGAAGACGGUGGCUCUGAAGAAGGUGCAGAUAUUCGAGAUGAUGGACGCCAAAGCCAGGCAGGACUGUGUCAAGGAGAUUGGCCUCCUGAAGCAACUGAACCAUCCCAACAUCAUCAAGUACUUGGACUCGUUUAUUGAGGACAAUGAGCUGAACAUUGUACUAGAGCUGGCCGACGCGGGGGACCUCUCGCAGAUGAUCAAGUACUUUAAGAAGCAGAAGCGGCUCAUCCCCGAGCGGACGGUGUGGAAAUACUUCGCCCAGCUGUGCAGCGCCGUGGAACACAUGCAUUCCCGCCGUGUGAUGCACCGAGACAUCAAGCCCGCCAACGUGUUCAUCACAGCCACGGGGGUCGUGAAGCUUGGUGACCUUGGCCUGGGUCGCUUCUUUAGCUCCGAGACCACCGCAGCCCACUCCCUAGUGGGGACACCUUACUACAUGUCGCCGGAGAGGAUCCACGAGAACGGCUACAACUUCAAGUCUGACAUCUGGUCUCUGGGCUGCCUACUGUAUGAGAUGGCAGCUCUCCAGAGCCCCUUCUAUGGAGAUAAAAUGAACCUCUUCUCCCUCUGCCAGAAGAUCGAGCAGUGUGACUACCCGCCUCUCCCUGGAGAACAUUACUCGGAGAAGUUACGGGAACUGGUCAGCAUGUGUAUCUACCCCGACCCCAACCAGAGACCCGACAUCGGCUACGUGCACCAGGUGGCCAAGCAGAUGCACGUGUGGACCUCCAGCACCUGA